This is a messenger RNA of Neoarthrinium moseri, 1509 nucleotides long. RefSeq lists its product as uncharacterized. Bases 1 to 1509 code for a protein of 502 amino acids. NCBI's taxonomy places the organism in Eukaryota, Fungi, Ascomycota, Sordariomycetes, Amphisphaeriales, Apiosporaceae. Gene Ontology annotation, biological process: carboxylic acid metabolic process. The transcript has a single exon. The record is from RefSeq and is a predicted model, not a curated record. Gene Ontology annotation, molecular function: carbon-carbon lyase activity; pyridoxal phosphate binding.
AUGGCCGAUUUCAUGGAGGAGGCCUAUCGUCGGAUCAGAAGCUCGGUCUCCGUGUCUUCUGCCGAACCUGCAUCUACUCUGCCUAAACUUGGGCAACUGGAUGCGGCCCGUACCUCGCUGCCAAAAUUGUCUGACGGGAACUACCUGAACGGAACAGGCCAACAGAAGACUCUCGACCACCUGCUCAAUGAUAUCGCGCCUGCGCUGAACGGCCAGAACCUCUCGGGCAGAUAUCAUGGCUUCGUCACUGGAUCAACAUUGCCCAUAGCAGAGGUGGCGGACAACAUUGUCAGUGCCUACGACCAGAAUGUGCAAGUACAUCUACCGACACAGACAAUUGCGACCGAGGUCGAGGAUGCCGCGCUGAAGAUGUUGAUCGGGCUUCUCGAACUGGGCGAUGUAGCGGACUGGGAAGGCAGGACUUUCACCACCGGUGCUACAGCAAGCAACAUUCUCGGCUUGGCUUGUGGAAGGGAGGCUGUAAUCCAGGCCAGGCUGCCAAAGGGAGCUGACGGUGUGGGCGAACUCGGCUUGCUAGGCGCGUGUGCCCAAGCAGGUAUCCGGGACGUGCAAGUCCUGACUAGUAUGGGACACAGCUCACUAUCCAAAGCCGCGUCCAUCGUGGGACUUGGGCGAAAGUCGGUGAAGGAGCUGCCUCACAGCGACCAUGAGCCGUGGAGACUUGACUUGCACGCGGUGGAAAGGGAACUCAAGCGGCAAGGCAUCGCCAGCAUUAUUGCCCUCAGCGCUGGGGAGGUCAACACUGGCAGGUUCGCCCUGACAGGGGUCGAGGAGAUGCAGAAGCUGAGGGAUUUGGCCGACCGCUACGGUGCCUGGAUCCACGUGGAUGGAGCGUUUGGGAUCUUCGCACGCGCCCUCCCCGUAGACCCCGAGUUCUCGCGGCUGAAAGCCUAUGCCGCAGGCCUCGAGUUGGCCGACAGCAUCACGGUGGACGGGCACAAGCUACUCAACGUGCCUUACGACAACGGCAUCUUCUUCACCCGCAAGGCGUCGGUACUCACGAGUGUCUGCCAGAAUCCAAACGCUGCGUAUCUGUCCGGUGGCGCCUCGGAUAUUCAAAGCCCCCUUAAUGUCGGCAUCGAGAACUCACGGCGCUUCCGCGCUCUGCCAGUCUACGCCGUCCUGCUGAGUGAGGGCAGGGAGGGUAUUGCACACAUGCUGGCGCGGAUGGUACGGCUGGCUCGCGGCAUCGCCCAGGCCAUCAAGGACUCGCCGGACUACGUGCUUCUCGCGAGCGAAGCAGCCAGCAUCGAGGACACACACAUCACACACAUCAUCGUGCUCUUUCGCGCCAAGGACGAACGGUUGAAUGAUGUCCUCGUGGAGACCAUCAAUAGUGGCGGCCUCUGGUACGUAGGCGGCACGAAGUGGAAGGGGCAGAAGGCCGUCCGAGUCGCCGUUGCGAGCUGGAGAGUCAACGUUGAGGAGGACCUGGCGGCCGUGAAGCAGUACUUGGCAUCGAUAGCUCAGCAACAUAAGUCUGGCUGA